Messenger RNA from Paramuricea clavata, 698 nucleotides. NCBI's taxonomy places the organism in Eukaryota, Metazoa, Cnidaria, Anthozoa, Malacalcyonacea, Plexauridae. The record is from the annotation of a GenBank genome assembly.
AUGCCAGUAGAAGGGAAAUACCCAUCAUGUGCUUCAUCUGAACAGCUUGCAAAUAACUUUGCAGAUUUUUUCGACAACAAGAUAGAUUCCAUCAAAAAGGAUUUGUCCACAAAAUCUGCAAAUCUAUUAUGUUCUCAUAUCAUGGACACAACUUUAUUAUCAAAAGACACCAAACUUGAAUCAUUUGCGCCUACAACGACGGAGGAUUUGCUUGUGCUCACACAAAAACUGGUUAAAAAAUCAUGCAUACUUGACCCAAUCCCAGCGAAGGUACUAAUGGAAUGUUAUACUGAUUUAUUACCGGUUAUCACUAAAAUAACUAAUAUUUCACUGGAAACAGCCACUGUGCCAAACAAUUUAAAAUGUGCUGCUCUUGAUCCAAGACUUAAGAAAGAUAGUCUAAGCACUGACGAAUUUUCAAGUUUCCGGCCUAUUUCAAACCUUAAAUUUGUAUCAAAAUGCAUAGAGAAAGUGGUAGCAACUCAGUUGGAUCAACAUAUCACAAGUAAUAAUUUGGACGAACCCAUGCAAUCUGCGUUCAAGAAACACCAUAGUACCGAGACGGCAUUAAUAAAGGUUCAAAAUGACAUUCUACAAGCCAUUGAUAAUCAAAAUUCAGUGAUUUUAUUGCUGCUUGACAUUUCUGCCGCCUUCGAUACGAUUGAUCACGAAAUAUUAUUGUCCAGGCUAUCUUCUAG